AUGGAAGAAAAAUCAGAAGCACUCUCGAACAGGAUAGCAGAAAUUAAAUUGAGACGAAUUCAAGAAUUCAAUUCAAGGUUGAAGGAAGCAUUAUUGCGUGAGAGAAUACCUGCUUCGAAUGCAUCAUUAUUGUACGUAUUUAUAUCACUGUUUAAUAAUUCAGAAGUAAGAACUAACCAUUAGAAUAACGAAUUACGUUCAGGAUACACCUGACUAUAUAAUUCCAAGUCUUUGGAAGUUGCCACCUGAGCAGAAUAAAUUCAAACAGUACGAAAGGUUUAAAAAGCUGAGAAAUGCUAAUUCUGAUACUUCAAACUGUUGUACAAUAGUUUAA
Molecule: messenger RNA, 334 nt
Organism: Debaryomyces tyrocola
Lineage: Eukaryota; Fungi; Ascomycota; Pichiomycetes; Serinales; Debaryomycetaceae
Source: the annotation of a GenBank genome assembly